Messenger RNA from Soboliphyme baturini, 4209 nucleotides. The record is from the annotation of a GenBank genome assembly. Lineage: Eukaryota; Metazoa; Nematoda; Enoplea; Dioctophymatida; Soboliphymatidae.
AUGGUAGUGGACCCUCGGGCGCAAAUUGACCAUCGUUCGAUGAUGCUCCCGUCGACGUUCCCCGUGAUUGGCGCGCAUAAGAAAAAGCGUAAAAUCAAACAAACUGUCCGUGUGUCUUUGGACUUGUUCGAACCGACCAGGCGAAAAUGUCCCGAAUUCGACGUCGGUGCCUUCGUUGCCGACAAGCUGGAUGAAGAUCCAGAAACUCUCGAAAAUGAAGAGCUCGCGAAGCUUAGCCUCAUCGCAAAGAAGUUUGAAGAAAAAUACGGUCCAAAGCGCGAUCGUAAGGGCCGAAAAAUCAAGUUCGGCAAAGCAGAGGAUUUUAUGGACUUGGGUAUGGGCUACGACAAAAGUGACCCGUUCAUCGACGACUCUGAAGCCUACGACGAAUUGGUUCCUUCUACACUUACCACACAGUUUGGUGGAUUUUACAUCAACAGUGGUCGCCUCGAGUUUCGCGAAGCUUCGGAUGAAUCAGAUGGAGGGGUUGAGGAGGAGAACGAUGCUGAGCUUAGAAAAGCCACCAAGAAGCGAUGUCAAGAAGAAAAGGCAGAAACCACUCUCUCAGUACCUAACGAAGUCCGUGACUCACCCAGCACUUCUAAUUAUACUGCUUCCAAUGCCAGUUCUUCAAAGCAGCUGAACGGGGCGCAGAUGAGCGUAAAAGCGGCAGCAAAAAUCAAAAAGAAAAGUUUAAUACCGAAGCGUCGAAGCUGCUUCUUUAAGAAUAAGCGAUCCUGGAAUGCGAAAGAGGGAGCUAACAACAAAGCAAAGCCACUGCAUAUUGAAGAAGUAGUGCAAUCCGUAGUGGCAUCAAGCGGCGAGGAAGCGAAAGAUUCGACGAUCGACGAUACGAUCAACAGGAUUGUGAUCAAGACAUGUCCUAAUGAUCUGUUGGAGUUUGACGAACAGAAGUUGGACAUCAGUUUGUUGGCUAAUUUGUGCUGCAGCGACUCUGAGGGAGAAGUGAAAAAAGAAAAGGAGCCGGAAGUCCAGAAUAAACUUACCACCACUAGCAACGUUGUCGCUGAGGAGGGUCCGCGGUCAAGUGUAGUUGCCGCUUCUUCAGGGAGCGCCACAGGGACGUCAAAGAAUUCAAUGAUUGGACAACCUCCAACACUGGCCACUAGCACAAGGGUGCAAAAAACCUUUGAAAUCCCCAGUGAUAUUACCGCACUUAACAUCACUGUUCACCAGCUCGUAGGUGCCACUGGCGAAAAGGUUUCAACAUGGACUCCUGCAGCUCAGGACUUAUUAUUGAGGAUCGAUGCCCUAUGCGACGGCAAAGGAUUAAACAAGUUUCAGCGUGCAGCUGUGUUUUCUGACCUACAGAAUCGUGUAAUGGUAAGUCGCGCUGACCUGGUGAACCAUGUACGGAAGAUGAAGGAAAGAAACGCUGCUGCUCCUGUGUCGAUGAUAGUCGAGAAGCACAGACCACAAGAAGCGGACUGCAUUGCAGCAGCGGCGGCGGCGACAACUGCUACGACUGAGAUUCGCGCUGAUCUGCUCAUCGCUAACUCAAAGAAACUACAAGAGCUCUUCUGUAAAAUAAAAGAAGAAAUAAAAAAACUUAUGCCUACUAUGGAACAAGAGUACUCGAAGGUCGUCGCAGAGACCGCUAAGAGAAAGCUCGAACUGUACCGACUGUACGCAAGUGCCGCAGGCGGUGAUAAAGUGAAACAGAAGAACAUAUAUGCUCCAAGGAAAAAGGAACUGAAGAAGCUGUUGAACUCGUAUCUCAGUUCCGAAUCUCAGCCUCAUUCCAGGCAGGGUGUAGUGAUCAACGAAGCUACAGCGUCCUCUUCUUCGAACGACAAUCCGAUACCGUUGCUGAAAUCUUCGGCAGGUUCAAGUUUUGGUUCUGAAUCAAAGGUCGCGGCAGAUGCACCAAGCCAAAUUCAUCUGUCAUCGCCUGCACAGACUGUCACCGCAUCCCAGACGAUUUGUAGUCAGCAAAGUCUGGGUCAUGCUCAUUCCCUUGUAACCGCUGGUUGUGCCGCAAAUACGAUUCCUGUUAAGUCGAAACCGUCUUCUGCUACCUCGUUAACACCAAAAGAGGCAAACCACGGUAGUAUUGCAGCUUCGGUUCUGGUGAAUAUGGGACCGUCGUCGGCAGUGCCAUCCCAGUGCGGUAGUCGGAUAACGCCAUCCAACGCCGCUUCAAGAUCCACCUGUUCCGUUAUACACUUUAGUCAGCAGGAAGUUUGUAGCGAAUCCGCGAAGCUGGAAAAACAGAGACGAGUCUCGACACAUGCGACGAUGAAUCAGCCUCAACCGCAACAGCAAAUAUCGCCGCCGGCGAUCGACCGAAGUGAUUCGUCGUUGCAACUGCAACAGAAGAUACUGGCGUGUUCAAAAGAUCAGCCUUCUGUGGAAUUACAGGACUAUUUUGAACUCAUCAGUAGCGCCGGCGCCAGACCAACAGGAACAUCGGUUCGGUGGGUGGCAUCCUCAGAGCACUCAAAAACACUUCCGAUGAUAUGUCUUUCACCGAACUCUUCCCCUUCAUCUGCUACGUCGUCAGCAAAUUUGACGAUGAACAUAGGCGAUUCUAAAACGCAAAGCCAACAGCAGAUGCAGCAGCACAUCCCGUCCAUGGCUGCUCUGUCACAACCGACCUCUUGCUUUGCAAAAACUGCCGGUAGAUCGCAGUCCCAAUUGCAUCCUCGCCAUGAUUCUACGAAACUGGCGUAUUCCUCGUAUACAAAGUCACCGAAUGGACAAUCACUGAGUCACGGUGUCCAAAAUGUAUCGUCCUCCAAAGUAAAUACCCGACCUGAAAACAUGUUGUCGGCGUUUGGAACAAAAGGGGAUGCUCAGCAUUUCAGCCACUGUCCUGCUGUCAGCUCUACCAGCCUCAGCGGUCUCAGCUCACCGUCUCCCGCUGUUGCUUCUUCCUCGCUUCAAGGGGUUUCUAACUUAGUGAAAAUGCCCGUUCCUACGUGCUCAGGUUUCCUGCCACAGCAACAGCGUUGUUGGUACUUCGGUCGACCAAACACGGCGGCGGCUUACGUCUCCGAGCAGAUGUGGGCAGCGAAAAUAAUGCGUUCUGUCCAGAAUCAGUCUGGCACAGAACACGCUUCCCUAAAAGUUCCUCAAAGUAAGGCUAGCAUGGGUAAGCCACAAUCUUGUGACACUUUUGUUGUUUUGCCCCCAUUAACGAAAGAUGGUUUCAUCAUAUUCGGGAAGAAUUCCGAUCGUCCGGCUAACGAAGUCCAGGAAGUCGUGUUCUGUCCUGCAAAGGAUCACCCGCCCUCAUCGAAAGUCCUGCCUUCGUGGAUGUGGGGUGCAGAAAUGGGCGCUAACGAACAUGGAGUUGUCAUAGGUAACGAGGCAGUGUGGACAAAAUGUAACUCGGAAGACGACAAUACAGAACGUUUGUUGGGUAUGGAUCUGUUAAGACUUGCACUGGAACGUAGCAAAACUGCCAGAGAAGCUCUAGCUGUGAUUGAUGAACUUCUGACGAAAUAUGGGCAGGGUGGCCCUUGUUCGGACGAAAUUUUGAUCACUUAUCACAACAAUGGGCGGCGAAAUAUUUCCAAUUGUUUGUCGAUCUCAAAUCAUAUCGAUAUGAUGUCCAAAGAUUUGGCAGAAUCAAAAAAAGGAGCAUCCUUUGACUUUUGUGCAGAGUUCGCUGAUAAACUGGCCUUCGAGGAGCCUCGUUUCAUCGUCGGUCAAAAAUUACUAGAACAGUAUACUGCUGACGGUCUUUUUGAUGUCAAGAGAAUGAUUCAAAUCCUUCGCGACAAGCCCAGUGGUAUAUGCAGGUCUAAUGGAGAAUUUAUGACUACCGCUAGUCAAGUAUCUAUUCUUCCGCACGAUCCGAGCAUUCCCGCGGUUCACUUUUUCACCGCUACUCCCGAUCCAUGUAUGUCCGGCUUCAAACCGUUCGUUUUCGUUGACGGCAAGUCGGUUCCCUCGCCGUACACGGUCAGUCCUGUUUUUCUCGAAAGUCAGGACCCAGCGAAGGUUCGACCUCGGUUUGCGUUUAAAGUGGACCGACGUCAUUCAUUGUAUAAACGUCACCAGACGGUGCUUGCAAAUGCUUCACUUAAGGACAAGGUCACUAAAGGCCUGCUGACGUUGGAAAAUGAAGCCAUCGAUGAUAUAGCCGAAUUACUCUCUUCCGGAAAACAGAUCCCAGAUGCCGAAAAUCUCUUCUUCGAUGCGGUGGAAGCCGAAGUACAGCUCUACAAAAGCUUGCAUUGA